This is a messenger RNA of Lampris incognitus (smalleye Pacific opah), 2217 nucleotides long. RefSeq names its product ubiquitin-conjugating enzyme E2 D1. Gene Ontology annotation, cellular component: nucleus. Gene Ontology annotation, biological process: ubiquitin-dependent protein catabolic process; protein polyubiquitination. The coding region runs from base 182 to 625 and encodes 147 amino acids. The record is from RefSeq and is a predicted model, not a curated record. Lineage: Eukaryota; Metazoa; Chordata; Actinopteri; Lampriformes; Lampridae. Gene Ontology annotation, molecular function: ubiquitin conjugating enzyme activity. The transcript has 7 exons.
ACGAGAGGAGGAAACAAAGAGGUUUUAAUGGAAACAUAAACACACCCUAGACCGAGCGCUUUAGUUUCUCAGGGAAUAAAUGUGACUACAUCCAUUACUUCCCCGGCAAUAAUAAAGCGGUUGAACUGAAAGAACGAGGGUGUGUUGGAUAGUGUCAAGGCACAACUGAGAGUCAGUCAGUAUGGCACUGAAAAGAAUACAAAAGGAACUCCAAGACCUGCAGAGAGACCCUCCAGCACAGUGCUCUGCUGGACCAGUGGGGGAGGACAUGUUUCAUUGGCAGGCAACCAUAAUGGGUCCGCCUGACAGUCCAUACCAGGGAGGAGUCUUCUUUCUCACAAUCCACUUCCCUACCGACUAUCCCUUCAAGCCACCAAAGGUAGCGUUUACAACAAAAAUUUAUCACCCAAAUAUAAACAGCAAUGGGAGUAUCUGUUUGGACAUUCUACGGUCACAGUGGUCUCCAGCACUAACAGUAUCUAAAGUUCUAUUGUCCAUAUGUUCGUUGCUUUGUGACCCCAACCCAGAUGACCCCUUAGUCCCAGAUAUAGCACACAUCUACAAGAACGACAAAGAAAAAUACAACAAACAAGCAAAAGAAUGGACCCAAAAGUAUGCCAUGUAGUAUGAAAAACAGCAGAGUUGCUCUUUUUCCUCUCUUUUUUUUUCAAAGUCAUAACACACUGUAAUUAUAGUAUGGAAUCAUAAAGUAAUAGGUAACAUCAAUUAUAUUGUGCUGUCAUCAACAUUCAACAUUAUUAAUAUUCUGAGACCAUGACUUACAGAGUAUUUCGUUUUUUGAAAGGACGCAGAGGACGUUUACUUUGCACAGCUGAUGAUUGUGUGUCAUUGUUGGAGAGAUACUUUGACAUUUCAAAGUUUUAGUGUCAUUUUUGUUUUGUCGAGUGAUAUAUAUUUAUAAAGCACUUUUAACAGAAACAUUCAUCAUAAAGUACAUUACAGGGAACAAACAACUUAAAUACAGAAAAAAAAGUCAACAAAUUAUAAGCACAUCAACAAUAAGUUGGUGUGUGUGUGUGUGUGUGUGUGCAUGUGCGCGUGCGCAUGCGUGUGUGUGUGUUUGGCUUCAUAAAACACAGGUUGUCGGGUGCUUUCCAUUUUCAUCACUGUGUGGCAUCGAUGAAUUUUAGGGGGAAAAAAGCAGCCUGUGUUUUUCCGCCAUCUGAACAAAUCUGUAGCAGACCUCAUAUGGAGGCCCAUUAGGUAUAAGCUAAUAUCUUGGUUUUCAGCAGUACCCAUGGGCUUUUACUAAUGAUGCCGAAAAGCAUUUGUAAGGGUAUCUGAGAGGCAUGGUGUCAGAGUAGCGUGGUGGUCUGAUGGCUGAAAAAAAAAAACAUUCCCGUAACUGUUAACGUCAUGUGUUUAAUCCCGGCAACAUCCAAAUGUGUCCAUCCGUAACUAGUGAGUCACUGUGCAAGAAGCUAACUCGCCUCCCAGUUGAAGCCACUCCGGUAAGCACCAAGGCAGAAAUGAUGGACACAUUAAUGUGAAAAUUGAAGGGCAAUCUCCAUUCAAAUGUUUUGUGGGGGGGGGGGGGGGGGAUGAACUAAAAUUCAAAAUGUCAAAAUAUCUCAAAUAUUGUAACACCUCGCCUUCAUUUGCUCACGGGUGACAGAAGAUGAAUGAAAUAACGUACUGUUACAGUUGCCCAGAAAUUGUGAGCGAUCACAAAAUCAAAUCACAUUAUUUCUCUUUAAUCUCCUUUUAUUUUCUCCAUCUUUCUAGGUGCAUAAUUGUUAUUUUCAUUCAGUUAUGUCUGCUGUGUUGAAGGCAGAUUUUCUCUGGGCCCAUUUUUUAUUUUAUUCUUUGUCACUUAGAAGGAAAAUCAUCCAAGCUCCAUAAUGUCAAGCUGUCAUUAAAAGCUAUUUAUGUACCUGUUUACUCUGGGAAUAGUGGCGUCGGCUCGUUGGUGUGAUUUACACAGGCACACAGGAUUUUGCACCUAAUGUGACCUAUAUUUGAAAAUUAUGUCGUGUUUGACCGAAAAUUUAUUUGUGAUGCAAUCAAUUUAUCUAUCUAUCCUCUGUUAGAUCAAAGAGUGUUUUUUUUUGGUUUUUUUUUUUUUUUGCAGAUAUGAUUUGAGCCACGAAGGGACAAAAAUCUAAUUUGCUGUUUCUGUGUAAACAACCUCUUUCAGAUGCUUUUAAGGUUUGUUUGGCACCUUUUGUACUGAAUUAAAGAAUGGUGCGGUUUUUA